Fukomys damarensis (Damara mole-rat) is the source of this 4426-nucleotide messenger RNA. RefSeq names its product eukaryotic translation initiation factor 2D (gene Eif2d). Gene Ontology annotation, molecular function: translation initiation factor activity; RNA binding. Lineage: Eukaryota; Metazoa; Chordata; Mammalia; Rodentia; Bathyergidae. Bases 156 to 2018 code for a protein of 620 amino acids. Gene Ontology annotation, biological process: formation of translation preinitiation complex; translational initiation. The record is from RefSeq and is a predicted model, not a curated record. The transcript has 15 exons.
GCGCAACCUGGGUUUCCAGCCGGGCCCUUUUCGUGGCUGGGCCGCCAACAUGGCUCCUCCCGGGGUUGGGGCCCCUGGAGGCUCCACGCCUUCGCCUUCCUGACAGCGCCUGGCUUCUGCGCGACCUGGGUCUUCCCCCGGCUGUCCCAGCAGACAUGUUCUCCAAAGCCUUUCGGGUCAAGUCCAACACGGCCAUCAAGGGGUCGGACAGGAGAAAGCUUCGCGCUGAUGUGACAGCUGCUUUCGCCACCCUUGGGACAGAUCAGGUCUCUGAGUUAAUACCUGGAAAGGAGGAGCUCAACAUUGUCAAGUUGUACACUCACAAAGGGGAUGCGGUGACCGCGUACACAAGUGCUGGCAACCCCAUCCUGUUUGAACUGGAGAAAAAUCUGUAUCCUACAGUGUACACACUAUGGUCCUAUCCAGAUCUUCUGCCGACCUUCACAACAUGGCCCCUAGUCCUGGAAAAACUGGUAGGGGGAGCUGAUUUGAUGCUUCCGGGACUCGUGGUGCCCCCUGCUGGUCUGCCCCGGGUACAGAAGGGCGAGCUCUGUGCCAUUGCCUUGGUGGGGAACAGGGCCCCCGUAGCCAUCGGAGUGGCUGCCAUGUCCACCGCUGAGAUGCUGGCUGCAGGCCUGAAGGGAAGGGGCUUCUCGGUGCUCCACACUUACCAGGACCACCUGUGGCAAUCCGGAGACAAGUCCUCCCCACCGUCCAUUGCUCCGCCACUGCCGGAUGCCACAGACGUCAGUGAGGAGAAGGUGCAGGGAGACAUGAGGGGCCUGGCGCUGCGGGGAGAGGAGGGGAACGGGGAGGCCUGUCGGGCGCAUGGGGAGAGUUCCCUCCCGGAAGCCCCAGAGGACGGCAGUGGCAGCAGAGGGGACCCGAGCCAAGACCUGGCAGAAGGCAAAUCGCUUCCAGAGCCAGCCAAGCGGAGCGGGAUGGAGCUGCAGGAGGCAGCCCGUGCCCUGCAGCAGGGCGGCUUCCGGUCUGUUCCCGCAGAGCAAAUGGACGGCCUGUUACGGCAGUGCUUCCUGCAUGCGCUGAAGUGCCGGGUCAGAAAGGCCGACCUCCCGUUACUCACCAGCACGCUCCUGGGCAGCCACAUGUUCUCCUGCUGCCCUGAAGGACAACAGCUGGACAUCAAGAAGUCAAGCUAUAAAAAGAGGCUGUGUGCACGUGGAGUCAGAGGCCCCUGCCCGGCCCCUCCCCAGCUCUCCAAGUUCCUUCAGCACAUGCAGCAGGAGGAGAUCGUGCAGGUGAAGGAGCUGAGCAGAGGCGUGGAGAGCGUUGUGGCUGUGGACUGGAAGCACCCGAGCAUCACGUCCUUCGUCAUCCCCGAGCCCUCCCCGGCCUCCCAGACUGUGCAGGAGGGUGGCAGAGAACAGCCCUACCGCGCUCCAGAUGUAAAAGCCCUCUACUGUGUCCCCGCCAGCAUGACUCUGCUCUUCCGGGAGUCUGGGCACAGGAAAGGGAGCGCUCUCGAGGCCAGCGAGGUCCGAGCAACCGUCAUUGACUAUGUCAAGAAGAAUGACCUGGUGGAUGCGGACAACAAGAAUCUGGUGAAAUUGGAUCCUGUCCUGUGUGACUGCAUCCUAGAGAAAAACGAACAGCACACAGUCCUGAAGCUUCCGUGGGACAAUCUCCUGAGCAGAUGUCUCGAAAAACUGCAGCCUGCCUAUCAAGUGACCUUUCCCGGACAGGAGCCCCUUGUGAAGAAAGGGAAAAUCUGUCCUAUCGACAUCAGCCUAGCACAGAGGACUUACAAUAAAAAGGUAACAGUGGUCAGAAACUUGGAGGCCUAUGGUCUAGACCCGAGCUCAGUGGCCUCCGCCCUCCAGCAGCGGUGCCACGCCAGCACCACGGUCACCCCGGUGCCCGGAGCCAAGGACGGGCUGCAGGUGCAGAUCCAGGGGAACCAGAUCCACCACCUGGGCCGGCUGCUGCUUGAGGAGUUUGGGCUCCCGCGGAAGCACAUCCAAGGCCUGGAGAAGGCUCCCAGGCCCGGCAAGAAGUGAGGACGGCCGUCUCAGCGAGGAUCCGGUGGGAGUCCAGGCUCUGGGCUGGUAAUUUAUAUGAGCAUUUUCAGCUUUUGCAAAGAAAAAAAUAUAAUUCUUUACCAGAAAUUUUUAUUGCAAUCUAAAUCUGAUUCUUCUUCCCUCCACUUAACAAAAACACUGUACUAACUUUUAAAGUCAGCAGUGUUUCAAGUUGACAGGAGAGGCCGCGCCCACUCAGUCCCUGCCGUCUUCCCCAUGGUGCAGCCCAGCCCGUGUCCUGGCGGUGGCCCUUGCUGGUUUACAGCCCCUUCCCAGGUACUAUGUGGCCUUCUGCUGUCCGGUUACCCCAGCCCAAAACAGUCCCUGCACCUGGGUCACGAAGACGACAGAACCCAGCGGUUCUGUGUCACCAGUCGAGGCAGCAGAGGACCAGACUCAGCAGAACCUGGGCCAGAGUGUUGUGAGCAUCAGACGAGUGCCGGGGUGACCGAGAUUGUUCCCUGGCUUUAGUCCUCACUCUGACAGGUGACUGGGCUGCGCUUCUGAGCUGCUGACCGUGUCGCCGUGAGUCCUGGCCCACAGAUGCCUGCUUCGGCCCUGACUUCUAACCUGAUGCUCAUGGCGGGUCUUCACCUGGUCUGCAGAGGGCUACAAGCUAAUGCCCCGAUGUGCUGCCGAGGACCCACGCUCACUUUCCUAAGGAGGAACCGCACGACCUUCAGGCUCCCAAGGGAUUGCUGAGUGCCAGGUGUUUGAAGCAUCUCUCCUGUCCCUUCCAGCUCACGGGCGUCACUUCCGUGACUGCCGCUCUCGGGGCAGUAACAGCUGCCCGCAUCCCUUCAGGUCCUUGGAAUUUUACCAGGAAACAAUUACGCAUCCUCAUGCUCCCUUUUUUCCUUUCUCACAUUACUUAAAAGAAAAAAACUGACAUAAAGGCUUGAAAAUAUCCACAGAUUGCCCAUCUGGAGCUUGGAAAGGGAGAAAGGGAAUGAGCGUUAAGACGUGUGGUGCCUCCUGCCUUUUGCCCUCACCCCAGAACUGGCCUUUUCGCUGGUAAGCAAGCUGUCACUCUCCCUACCGCAGGCGCUCAUGGGACCAGGGCGUGGCUUCUAGAAACUGACCUCAAACAGGGCCCUGUUGCAGCAAAGCCUUUGGAUGAUGGCUGGAGUCUGAUGGAGGGGCCACGUGUCCAGCGACGACAAAAGCCCGUCUUUCACAUGCCUACACAUCGUGACCAGUUUCACACAGUCGUGGAAGGCCUGGAGUCUUGGAGAGGUUGCAUCUUAUCUGCUAAUCCUGCUAGGGAGCCCAGGAAGUGGCGGGCCGAGGCCCCGGAAGGGGACAUCUCUUAGCUGUGGUUCAGCUGUUCUCUGCCGUUAACACCUGUGCUUUGGGUGGUGGUUCCAGUCGUGGUGACACACUUGGCCCGAGUCCUUCUUCCGUGUGACUAGCGAGGGGCUGUGUGAGAGGGCGGUGGACGGCUAGGCUGUGCAAUGGGUUCAUUUUUCUACGUACUGAGCCAGAUAAUCUACCUUGAGAUCAACGUCUGUCCAGCUUGCUAAACUCCUGCUGUAACGAGAUGCGUCCCAGUGUACUACAGAGACUGCUUCACUUCCACACUUCGGCACGAUCACUGCAAGACGGCAUCCUCUGGGAAGUCAGGGCGCUGCCUGUGGCAGAUGUGCACAGUGACUGGCUGCUCUCCAGGGUGCCCGGUGGAGGACAAGGUGCUCUCCUCGGGGAGGGCGGGCCUGCAGAGCCUGAUGUGUGAGCACGGAAGGCAGCCACGUGGCCAUGCCAGCGUGUGCGGACGUGCUCCUUGGCUGCAGUCCUGGUCACCUAAGUCACCCUCCUCCAGAUGCACUGGCCUUACGUUUUCAAGGCCACAUUCUUCUCCCUGUCUUGUUUUUGCAAUAAUUCCAGGAAAAGACGUGUUGCUUACCUCAGUUGCCUGGUGUCUAACCGUCCUCUCUGGCUCAGCACCUGCUCUUGUCAGGGCCCUCUUCGCUCUCCAGCUCUGGGGUCACAAGGCAGCACCCUCUGGCCCACACACUUGACAACUUUCCCACGAGCCUUUGGACAGUAGCUUCCAUUCCUCCGUUCACUGGCAAAAGAAAACCUGGCCCUGAAGAAGGGUGUGACCGUCCCAAUGCCCCACACACCCCAGCUCCGGUCUUCAUAAGAUGGUAAAGUUCAAGGAAGACACUUCCAUUGUGAAUAAUUUUUACAAGCUUUUAUUUUUUUUUUUUAACUCAUAAGAAAGACGCCGAGAAGGAAAAUAGUUUUAAAACCGACACACUGAGCAACACAACCAUGGAAGGCACUACCAGCACGACCCCACCUCCAGGAGGGAGGGCGCUCUACACACGUUCGGAUGCGCAGGCCCUGGGGUUAAGGGUGCUCUCAAGUCGGAAUUCCCCAUAAUU